AUGUGGUUCCUGGUUCUGUGCCUUGCCCUGUCCCUGGCGGGGGCUGGUGCUGCACCCCCCAUCCAGUCCCGGAUCAUAGGAGGCUGGGACUGUAAGAUGAAUUCCCAACCCUGGCAGGCAGCUCUGUACCAUUACAGCAAGUUCCAGUGCGGGGGCGUCCUGGUGCACCCCCAGUGGGUGCUCACAGCUGCCCACUGCAUAAACGACAAUUACCAGAUGUGGCUGGGUCGCCACAACCUGUUUGAGCACGAAGACACAGCCCAGUUUGUCCAGGUCAGCGACAGCUUUCCACACCCUGGCUUCAACCUGAGCCUCCUGGAGAAACACACCCGCCUCCCGGGAGAGGACUACAGCCAUGACAUCAUGCUGCUCCGCCUGGCCAAGCCCGCCCAGAUAACAGACGCUGUGAGGGUCCUGGACCUGCCCACCCAGGAACCCCAAGUGGGAAGCACCUGCUAUGCCUCAGGCUGGGGCAGCAUCGAACCAGAUAAGUUCGUAUACCCAGACGAUCUCCAGUGUGUGAACCUCAACCUUCUGUCCAAUGAAGUCUGUGCCAAAGCCCACUCCCAGAAGGUGACGGAGUUCAUGCUGUGUGCUGGACACUUGGAGGGCGGCAAGGACACCUGUGUGGGUGACUCUGGGGGCCCACUGAUCUGCGAUAGUAUGUUUCAAGGAAUCACGUCCUGGGGCCACAUCCCAUGUGGCAGCCCCAAAAUGCCUGCUGUCUACACCAAAGUGUUUUCGCACCUGGAGUGGAUCAAAGAGACCAUGACAGCCAACCCCUGA
Messenger RNA from Hyaena hyaena (striped hyena), 786 nucleotides. RefSeq names its product kallikrein 1 (gene KLK1). Gene Ontology annotation, molecular function: serine-type endopeptidase activity. The record is from RefSeq and is a predicted model, not a curated record. Gene Ontology annotation, biological process: regulation of systemic arterial blood pressure; zymogen activation. The coding region runs from base 1 to 786 and encodes 261 amino acids. The transcript has 5 exons. Lineage: Eukaryota; Metazoa; Chordata; Mammalia; Carnivora; Hyaenidae.